This is a messenger RNA of Panthera uncia (snow leopard), 2678 nucleotides long. RefSeq names its product protein kinase C delta (gene PRKCD). The transcript is spliced from 19 exons. Gene Ontology annotation, biological process: protein phosphorylation. Gene Ontology annotation, molecular function: diacylglycerol-dependent serine/threonine kinase activity; ATP binding. The coding region runs from base 358 to 2376 and encodes 672 amino acids. Lineage: Eukaryota; Metazoa; Chordata; Mammalia; Carnivora; Felidae. The record is from RefSeq and is a predicted model, not a curated record.
ACUUCCGUGUGCAGCGGCUCGAGAGAGGGAGGCUGCGGCACCGGGAUCCCCGGAGCGACCCUCGGCAUCCGCACGCAGCGCUGAGGCCCGGACGGGACUCAGCGGCCUCCGGGCCCGUCCCGGUCGGGCCCGCAUCGACCCCCCGUCCUCGCGCGCGCCCCGGAACGGAGCAGGGAGCUGGACCCCAGACGUCGAGACCCCUGGCGCCUGGAGGUGCGCGGGAGGUCGGCCUGGAACUGGCCCAGGUGAGGGCAGCGGACCUACUUCUGGUGGUGGUAGUGUGGCGGUGGCCGCAGCGGGAGCCAGGACUGAGGGCAAGGGGGAGCCAGGAGCCCCAGCCGUACUGCAGGCCCCAGCAUGGCACCGUUCCUGCGUAUCGCCUUCACCUCCUAUGAGCUCGGCUCCCUGCAGGCUGCGGAUGAGGCCAGCCAGCCCUUCUGUGCCGUGAAGAUGAAGGAGGCACUUAGCACAGAGCGCGGGAAGACACUGGUGCAGAAGAAGCCCACCAUGUACCCCGAGUGGAAGUCGACGUUCGAUGCCCACAUCUACGAGGGCCGCGUCAUCCAGAUCGUGCUGAUGCGGGCAGCCGAAGAGCCGAUGUCUGAGGUGACAGUGGGUGUGUCGGUACUGGCCGAGCGCUGCAAGAAGAACAAUGGCAAGGCCGAGUUCUGGCUGGACCUGCAACCCCAGGCCAAGGUGUUGAUGUCUGUGCAGUAUUUCCUGGAAGACAUAGAUUGCAAACAGUCUAUGCGGGGUGAAGACGAGGCCAAGUUUCCAACAAUGAACCGCCGUGGAGCCAUCAAGCAGGCCAAGAUCCACUACAUCAAGAACCAUGAGUUUAUUGCCACCUUCUUCAGACAGCCCACCUUCUGUUCUGUAUGCAAAGACUUUGUUUGGGGUCUCAACAAGCAAGGCUACAAAUGCAGGCAAUGCAACGCUGCCAUCCACAAGAAAUGCAUCGACAAGAUCAUCGGCCGGUGCACCGGCACCGCAGCCAACAGCCGGGACACCAUAUUCCAGAAAGAACGUUUCAACAUCGACAUGCCGCACCGAUUCAAGGUUUACAACUACAUGAGCCCCACCUUCUGUGACCACUGUGGCAGCUUGCUGUGGGGGCUGGUGAAGCAGGGACUAAAAUGUGAAGACUGUGGCAUGAAUGUGCACCAUAAGUGCCAGAAGAAGGUGGCCAACCUCUGUGGCAUUAACCAGAAGCUCUUGGCUGAGGCGUUGAACCAAGUGAGCCAGAGACCCUUCCGGAAGUCAGAAACAGAGCCCGUUGGGAUCUACCAGAAUUUUGAGAAGAAGCCAGAAAUCUCUGGAGAAAUUGUCGCAGACAAUGGGACCUACGGCAAGAUCUGGGAGGGCAGCACCAGGUGCAACAUUGAGAACUUCACCUUCCACAAGGUCCUGGGCAAAGGCAGCUUUGGGAAGGUGCUGCUUGCAGAGCUGAAGGGCAGGAAGGAGUUCUUUGCGGUCAAGGCCCUCAAGAAGGACGUGGUUCUGAUCGAUGAUGAUGUGGAGUGCACCAUGGUGGAGAAGCGGGUGCUGGCACUCGCCUGGGAGAAUCCCUUUCUCACCCACCUCUUCUGUACAUUCCAGACCAAGGACCACUUGUUCUUCGUGAUGGAGUUCCUCAACGGGGGGGACCUGAUGUACCACAUCCAGGACAAAGGCCGCUUCGAGCUCUACCGUGCUACGUUUUAUGCAGCCGAGAUCGUCUGUGGACUACAGUUUCUACACAACAAAGGGAUUAUUUACAGGGACCUCAAGCUGGACAACGUGAUGCUGGACCAGGAUGGCCACAUCAAGAUCGCCGACUUUGGGAUGUGCAAGGAGAACAUCUUCGGGGAGAAACAGGCCAGCACCUUCUGUGGCACCCCUGACUAUAUCGCCCCCGAGAUUCUGCAGGGCCUGAAGUACUCAUUCUCCGUGGAUUGGUGGUCCUUUGGAGUCCUUCUCUAUGAGAUGCUCAUUGGUCAGUCCCCCUUCCAUGGUGACGAUGAGGACGAACUGUUUGAGUCCAUCCGUGUGGACACACCACAUUAUCCCCGCUGGAUCACCAAGGAGUCCAAGGAUAUCCUGGAGAAGCUGCUUGAAAGGGAUACAACCAAGAGGCUGGGAGUGACAGGGAACAUCAAAAUCCACCCCUUCUUCAAGACCAUCAACUGGACUCUUCUGGAGAAACGAGCCGUGGAACCGCCCUUCAAGCCCAAAGUGAAGUCCCCUGGAGACUACAGCAACUUUGACCAGGAGUUCCUGAACGAGAAGGCACGCCUCUCCUACACCGACAAGAACCUCAUCGACUCCAUGGAUCAAACUGCAUUUGCUGGCUUCUCCUUCGUGAACCCCAAAUUUGAGAGACUCCUGGAAAAGUGAGACUUCCAGACAUGCCCCCCAACCCUCCCCAGCUGGGGAGCCUGCGUCAGCCAGCACGGCCUGCCCAUCCAGCCCGAGGCAGAGCAGACUGGGCGUCCCCCUUCAUCGGUACCUGCCCGCACCCCCCCCCCCCAACAAUGAGCAACAGUGUGAUUGUCUGAUUUCUGCUGCUGCCACCCCCUUACCUCCAGGAGGGGCCUCAGCUCCUGUCUGGCUGGGCUCUUAUGGUACUUCUGUGAACUAUGUGUGAAUUUGCUUUUCCUCUGCCAUCAGAGGGAAAUUGUAAAUCCUGUGUUUCAUUA